CAAAAAAUAAAAUAAUAAAGAAAUCCGUGGCUGCAACCUCGCGAAGCGCACAGAACUGCGAGCUCCUCCUCCUGCCGGCUCCACUCCCGAUUCCUCCCCUCCAGCCGCCUCCGUUCGAUCUCCAGGGUCCCAACCCCAACCCCAAGCGUGCGUCCGGCAUUCGUCGCGAGGUUUGGUUUCAGGAUGGUGCUGCAUCUGACGUUCUGUCACUGAAUGUCUUACGGUAGAUGAAGUUGACGGCUACCGCCUACCGGGAGAUUCAUAUUUCUAUAUCCACAUUCUUGGCUGGGAGUUACUGUAAAUUUGAAUGCUAAGGAGGUCUCUUGUUUUUCUUCAGGGAAUUGCUAUGGAAUUCUUAACUGCAAGUUUUGCUCCUAGUUCAAGGAAUGCGGGAAGGGAGUAUAAAUUCACAUGUCAGAAUAAGUCUGUGCGCGAGAAGCAAUGGAUUCCGGGAAGGGUUUUAUGCUGUUUGGCCACUUCCACGAACCCCGGACAAUGUUGCAAGUUCACUGCUGUGGCGUAUCCUGUGAGCCCGGUUCCUGGAAGACGUUCACGCUGGAGAUCUUUUGCGGCAAGUUUGAAUUUAGAAGACGGGCCUGCACCCUCAAACUCAACACCAUCUUCAUCAGAGCAGACUAGUGAGCGGCUGACCUCUGACAAGUUGAAGUCUCUUUUGGCUGAUUCAGAACGAAGUAAGCUUCUGAGGAAGCUAAGUGAAGCUAAUCAAUAUAACCGGUUCCUCAAGAGACAGUCGCAAAUAAAGGAUGAUGCAGUUGUAAAGUUCAGAAGCGAACUUGCUGUUUUGGAACUUGAACUGCAGACUCUGGUUGGCCUAGCUGAAGAGAUUGCUAAUUUUGAUGUUCCAUCAGGGUCAAGGAAGAUAAAUGGAAAAUAUAUUCAGUCCCAUCUUCUCUCCAGAUUAGAAGCUGUUCACGACAAGGUUAUGUUACAGAUCAAGGAUGUUGAGUCUUUAAGACCUCGAGAAAUCGCUGUCUACUGGGUUGGCAUGGCUGAGAAUGUCCAAAUUAUGGGCUCCUUCGAUGGCUGGUCCUAUGGAGAGUCAAUGUCCAGGGAGUAUUCCGGGGACUAUGCGAGAUUCUCUGCGACCCUGAGGCUUAGACCUGGGAGCUAUGAGAUCAAAUUCUUGGUGGAUGGGGAGUGGAAACUGUCAUCGGAAUACCCGAUUGCUGGCGAGGGAUUGACACAGAACAAUAAACUCGUCGUGGCUUAGCACAUCGUGCUGUCUCUUAGCAUGGUGAGAAACAUAGUGGGACUGUACUCGGUUACUGCUGUGUGCUCUCCAGCAAAAAACAUGUAUGAAAUGCAAGCCCCCAUUGCCUGAUUAGGUGUGUAUGUUGUCUUUGUAACUUAGGAAAGGGUCCUUCUUGGGGUGUUGAAAUGCUAAAACUAGUAUGCAAAUAUUACUGCGUGUAAAAUUGUAUCAGUUUGUUCUUUCUCCUGCAAAGACAAACCCAGUUCCUGAUGAAUCAGCACAUUGAAGAUAUAUUUGUCAUCCUGAAAACCUUGGCUCAAAGAAAUAAAACUGUUCUUGCUAUUA
Molecule: messenger RNA, 1558 nt
Organism: Brachypodium distachyon (stiff brome)
Lineage: Eukaryota; Viridiplantae; Streptophyta; Magnoliopsida; Poales; Poaceae
Product: protein PTST, chloroplastic
Exons: 9
Coding region: 308-1231 (307 amino acids)
Source: RefSeq, a predicted model, not a curated record